AUGUUUAUAGAAGAAAUACAAAUUCGCUGUAUACCUGGGAGUAUUAAAAUAACCGAAAGUUACGUUAAAUUAGCAGGUUCCAAGCACAUAAUUGUCCGCUUCCCUAACUAUGAAGAAUGGGAAAUGGGUUUCUCAUUUGCCGAAAAAGGCGAUCUUCUUGUGAUGCCUAAUAAGAAAAAAUGGAAAACUAAUGUAUCAUUCGUUAUCCUAGUACCAAAAGAAAGUAAUGCUGAUUGUUUAAUAGAUAUAUUAGUAAUAAUAGAAAAGCCAAGAUUCUUAAUAGAAACAGAGAGUAAAGAAUUAGUGAUUGAUAUGAUUAAUAAAAAAUUAUGUCAAGACACGAACAAUGAACUUGCAUGGUUUGCAGAAAAAACAAAGUUAAUGUUACAAUUGCCAGUAAAUGGUAGUCAUACCGAUUUUGGUUAUGAUCCAAAUCGACCAGUUUGCCAAGAUUGA
Molecule: messenger RNA, 456 nt
Organism: Diversispora eburnea
Lineage: Eukaryota; Fungi; Glomeromycota; Glomeromycetes; Diversisporales; Diversisporaceae
Source: the annotation of a GenBank genome assembly